Messenger RNA from Nomia melanderi (Alkali bee), 1631 nucleotides. NCBI's taxonomy places the organism in Eukaryota, Metazoa, Arthropoda, Insecta, Hymenoptera, Halictidae. The record is from RefSeq and is a predicted model, not a curated record.
GUAAGAUCCGAGCGUUUUGAUUGGUUUAUACUUGAUAUUCUAAUCGGUUUUACUGUCAUCUAGUUUUGCAAAAUAGAACCUUAAAAUCUAGACAGUAAAACAAAAUGUGUGUGUUAAGUACUGCUCCUGUUAAUUUACAAAGGAAUAUGAAAGUUCAAUGAAUUGAAAAAUACGAUAAUGAAAUUUAAUUUGAAACAUAUGUGAACGGGGAAUAUGGGUUGAGUCAUGAAUCGCACAAGACGUGAAUUGAACAUUUCUAAGAUUAUAUUAUAUUUGCAACGUGUAAUAAAUUCUCACUAAAUGAAAGUUACAUAAUGCGGCCAACGAUAACAUGUUUUACAUAGUAAAUAAUUUAUUUGAUCCGAAUGAUUUGGAGAGGAUGAUAUAGAAGAGAAGUAAACAUGAUUGGCUGUUCUAAAUUGUAGUUCUGUGUAAAUAAACUAUUCUACAAAAUAUUAAAAUGAGUAAUGUUACUUCGCAAGAUGUUUCAUUAAGAUCAUUAUUAGCUUUAAACAAUAAUGAUUUUAAAGAAUUUGUUUGUGGCUGGGGGGCUGCUGUUAUUAAUGUAUCCAUUACCUUUCCUAUUAAUAAAAUUAUAUUUAGACAGAUUUUGGAAGACGUACCAGCCAAUACUGCUUUCAAACAAUUAUCCAAAGAAGGCAUACGAUUGUUGUACCGUGGAAUUUUACCACCUCUUUGCCAAAAAACUUUAUCUCUUAGUGUAAUGUUCAGUAUGUAUGAAGGAUGUAAAGAACGUCUGUACAUGUUAACAAGCAAUGAUGUAUUAAUUAGAAUAUUAGCAGCCCACUUUGCUGGAACUGCUGAAGCUAUACUUAUGCCACUCGAAAGAGUACAAACACUGCUACAAGAUUGGCGGUACCAUGAUAAAUUUAAGAAUACUUCUCAUGCAUUUAAAUAUUUAUUGAAAAAUUAUGGUAUAUCGGAAUGCUAUCGUGGUUUAGUUCCAAUUAUAUAUAGGAAUACUUGUUCUAAUCUUACGUUCUUUAUUUUAAGAGAACAAUCAAAACGAUUAAUGGGUGACCAGGAAUCGUUGGUAACAAGUUUCAUUAAUGGUGCUUUAAUUGGUGGCUUCACAAGUACCGUAUUUUAUCCAAUGAAUGUAAUAAAAAUACAUAUGCAAUCAAAAAUAGGUGGUAACUUUGAGAAGUUUAUGACUGUUACACAUGAAAUAUAUAUAGCGAGAAAUAGAAGUAUAAUGUCAUUUUAUAAAGGUGUGCAUUUGAAUUGUAUAAGAUCAUUUAUUAGCUGGGGAGUGAUAAAUGCAUCUUAUGAUUUCUUUAAACAAAUCAUGUUUUAAUAAUAAUUCGAAUUAGGAACGAAUAUUUAUAUUUAUUUAAAAAAAUUUAUCUCUAAUGAAGCCAGUCAUAGUUUAAUUAUUAAUGCCAAUAAUCGCACAUUACUUCUACAACAGUUCAAUAGGAUUGCACAGAUGCAAAGAAAAUCCUAUAAGAAAUCUUGUAUAAACAUAUAGUAGUUCUAUGGUUAUAUUCUUACAAUUAUUGUAAAAAUGUUAUAAAAUAUUAUUUUUUUUUAAUAUAAACGAAUAAAUGUAAAUUAUGGUAAAUAAAAUUGAUAAUAAUUGUUCUAAAUGUUAAAGAAAAUAAUAUAAA